Mollisia scopiformis is the source of this 1062-nucleotide messenger RNA. Its product is annotated as WLM-domain-containing protein. NCBI's taxonomy places the organism in Eukaryota, Fungi, Ascomycota, Leotiomycetes, Helotiales, Mollisiaceae. Bases 1 to 1062 code for a protein of 353 amino acids. Gene Ontology annotation, molecular function: proteasome binding. The transcript has a single exon. The record is from RefSeq and is a predicted model, not a curated record.
AUGGCUACUGACUUGCAUGAUCAAACCCUUGCUACUGACAGUCAAGAAGAUCUAGUUUCCGUUGCCUUCACUUAUCAUGGAGAGCCGCAUACAUUUGCAUUUACUUCUGAUGCGACAAUCAUAGACCUGUCCGAAGAGAUCGCAGAUACGCUUUCGAUACCACCGUCCAAUCAAAAGCUGAUGGUCUCCAAGCUUGGUUUGCUCAAGCCGCCAUUCAAAGAUCCUGACCUGCCCCUUUCUUCUAUCGUAGACAAGAAGAUCACCUUGAUGGGAAGCACAGUUGAGGAAGCAGGUUCUAUUGCUCAAGCUGCUGAACAUGCAUCGAGGAGAGCAACCAGGAGAAGCAGACCUAUGCAGAAAGUACAAGCAUACAAGACGCACGACUGGAAGAAAGAACAAGAGGAAGCCCAAUAUACCUUUACAACCUUAAGACCAUUACCCUACCUUCCGAACCCUUCGAAGUCCUUACAGUUCCUUCAACGACUGAAAGAUGACAUCGGUAUCAAGGCAGCGAUGCGAAAGCACAAGUUCACCGUUCCACUUCUUACCGAAAUGAAUCCAAUCGAGCAUACACAAUCUGAUUCUGAGGGUACGACUAGAACAUUAGGAUUGAACAGAAAUGCUGGAGAAGUAAUCGAGUUAAGAUUGCGGACGGAUGCGUACGAUGGAUACAGAGAUUACAAAACCAUCCGAAAAACUCUGUGUCACGAACUUGCUCACAAUGUCCACGGACCCCACGAUCGCAAUUUUUGGGACUUGUGCAAGCAGAUUGAGAAAGAGGUAGAUGCUGCGGACUACCGGAGUCGUGGACACACUGUGAACAACGAGGAAGUGUAUCAUGGACAUGACGAAGAGGACGAAGUGGAUGAUCAUGGGGGUUGGACGGGUGGCGAAUUUGUUCUUGGUGCGAGCAGUGCUGGUGGUGCUGAGAGCACGGGUCAAGCAUCGAGCCAAGGUAUGACCAGAAGGGAAAUCCUCGCAAAGGCAGCUGAGGAGAGGAUGAAGAGAGCCAGAGAGCAACAAGGUGCUGGAAAAAGCGAGCAAUCGGGGAGCGGUUCAUGA